CACCUACAUAAAUUGUUGUAUAUAAUGUAAAUGUUAAUGUUAUUAAUGUGAAUAAUCCGGCUGAGAAUCAUCCAAUUUUUGAGAAUAUUAUAGGAAUAUUGGAACUUUUUCGUAUAAAAGCAAAGAAUUGACUGCAUAAUGAAGUCCAGUUGUGAUUUUCAGUCAAAUAUUUAAUUGAUAUUAGCAGCAGUUAGUUGAGGAUUUAAUUUGCUAGAUGGACCCCCGGAUCUGAAAAUGCAUGAUAACCCCCGGGUAUUAAGUGAACAACAACCAUUGAGUGUUAUCCGAUCUCCAUGACAAAACGCGUGUCAAACCCCCCUGUUUUUGCUCAGUGCAGGUAAGAAAUCCGGUUCCAGUUUGCCUGUUAGGUACAUUUCAAGUUGGUUCCGCUGGAAAGGGAGCAACGCACGAGGACAGAGAGAACUACAGCAUUGGGGCAGUGCCCAGGCAGUCCAGAGUCCCCAGGCGCUACCAAAAAGAGGAAGGUAAAAGAAAUGUCGUUUCCUGUUAACCGAAACAGUGUUUUAGGACAGGAAUUUUGCGCUCGCCCAAAAGAAAAACUGAAUUGUUAUAAUGUCAACAACAUCUACGCCAUCUUCAUCAUCUAAGAUGCAGAGAAUAUUUCAGUGGUUGCCUAAACCAUGGAAACAGACUGCUAUUUUUGUUGCAUUUUUCGUAUUUCUUUUGUUGACAGUGAACCUUAUCAGUAAUACAAAAAAAAUUCAAAGAGACAAAACUAUAGAGGAAUUACAGCAGAUGGUUUCGAUAACAAGAAUAGAUACCAGCAAACCAUCAACAGAAAUAAACCAGGAAAAAGUCUAUAAAAAAACAAAUAUGGUAGAUAAAGUCUCCUCUGAACUUUCGAAAAUCCAAUCAAAAAAGCUGAUACUGUUCUACACAACACUUUGGGGGAGAGAAAGAUGGAAAGGCUUUGAAACAACUUUAAAUUUCAAUAACUGGGGUGGUCAUCCAUGCAAAGUACAAAACUGUGAAAUAACACAUGACAGGGAUGCAGCACCUAGGGCUGAUGUUAUACUAUUUCAUGCUUUUGCUUCAGACAUGGUUAGUCAACAAGAACUAAAGCUUUUGUCUAAGACUAGGAGUGUCGAUCAAAUUUGGAUCUACUUUGUACAUGCCACACCCUAUUAUGCUGUACCAAAUCCAGUGUUUUUUAACAGAUAUUUUAACUGGACAAUGACAUAUCAACAUAACUCUGACAUUGUUGUGCCAUAUAACUGGGAGUCAGGUACAUGGGAGAAAAAAGCCACAACAAAAGAAGCAUCAAAAAGUGUGAAUUAUGCUGCCAGCAAAGACAAGCUUAUGUCUGCAACAAUAAAUUUUUGUGGAUUAUUACGGGAUAAAUUUGUCAAAAGGCUGCAAGAAUAUAUUGAUGUUGAUGUGUAUGGAUCAUGCUCGUCAACAUUCCAUAAAAAACGCAAAGAAUGCCCUGCUAAUAAGCCAGAAUGUGUAACAACAAUGAAACGGUACAAGUUUUUUCUAGCAACUGAGGAUGCAUUUUGUGAAGACUUUAUAACUUCAACAUACUAUCAAACACUUAUUGAUGGUCAUUCUGUUCCAGUUGUCCUAGGUGGUGCAGAUUAUAAAAAAAGGGCUAUUCCAAACUCAUACAUUGAUGCUCUUGAAUUUGAAACAAUAGAAGAACUAGCCAAUCAUCUUAAAUAUCUUGAUCAGAAUGUCGAGGCAUACAACCGUUAUCAGAAGUGGCGAGAGGAUUAUGUGCUUGGUCCACCAAGAUCUUGGUCAUGUGAAAUUUGCCGUAAGAUAAAUGAAGAGAGGUUAGAGCGAAAGAGUUAUGAUAAUUUGGGGAACUGGUACAGUAUCGAAGAGAACUGUGGAACAAGAGUUGACAUAUUUAAGGAUUUGCUUAAAAGGUCAAAUGUUACAGGACCAUAUCGUGAUCGUCACAUUCCAGGUUAAGGACAGUGAAAUAAAGCCUUAAAACGUUUUGUAUGUUACUGUUUAAAUUCAAGGGUAGUAUAUACCAUAUUUCUUGGCAUAUAAGUCAAGUUUUUAGGUCUGUAAAAUACGUAAGAGAAGUUGACCUUCAAUUGAAGUUGAACUAAAGAACUGCAGAAUUGUUAUUCAAAAAUCAAGAUGCCAAAAAUUAAUGUAGAAUGAAACAAAAUUCAAGGAAAUAGUUUUGGAAUUUGCUGUGGAAUCAGCAAAAAUUUGUUUUUUAUCAAUGUCCUCAAUAAAAUUUUGAGUGUUUACAAUCAAUGAGGUUAAGCCCAAUUUUCAAUCAAAAAUUAAGAGUCAACUUUUUCUUCUGAGUGACUUAUACAAAUGUUUAAAUACCAAAGAAAAACUCAAGUGAAAUGUUUAAAAUUUUAAGUUGUGUAUAUUUGAAACCAUGCAUUACAAUCACAUCUACAAUAUAUUAUAGAAGUAAUUUUCAAAAGUAUAUUUCAAUACAGCAUCUUUGAUUAUCACUCUUCAUAUUGAAUGUUUUUCAAUGGUUUAUAUUUAUUCAGAAUCUUAUUAAAGACAGUAUUCUCUUCCUAUGAGAGUCUGAUCUGAAAUUAUUUCAAGGUUUUAUUACUAAUUAUAUGGACAAAGUUGCUUUUUGAUGUUAUUUUAAGGCCCUUCAAAUGUGUAAUAAUUUUUGAGCCAGCAUUCACAGCAAAUAAGAUGUAGCAAUGUCAGCAAAUAAAUUUGUCUUUAUUUAGUUUUUUUCUCACAACGGGGAAAACUUUUGAGCCUUUUAAUUUUUAUAUUGAAUAGUUAAAAUUUUGUAGAAAACAGUUUUGCCUUGCUAAAUGCAACUAGACUUUUUGACUUUGAAGCACAGCAUAAGGUUGCCCCAACAUGUGAAAAAUAGGCAAAACAGUUAUAAAUUUAAA
Rhopilema esculentum is the source of this 2861-nucleotide messenger RNA. RefSeq names its product lewis-type alpha-(1,3)-fucosyltransferase. Gene Ontology annotation, molecular function: fucosyltransferase activity. NCBI's taxonomy places the organism in Eukaryota, Metazoa, Cnidaria, Scyphozoa, Rhizostomeae, Rhizostomatidae. The record is from RefSeq and is a predicted model, not a curated record. Gene Ontology annotation, cellular component: membrane.